UUUAGAUCGGAAGGCUGGAUCCCAUUUAGAACCAGGUGCUGCCCGUUCAAUUUCCAGGUCCAGCUGAAACCAGAAACCAUCUUGACUCCGUGCAGUCCCCAGAUUCUCCAGAAAGCAGUGCGCCGCCGUUGGUAUAGCAACCUCAGGCCCGUCCCAAAGAUACUUCCAAGAGAAGCCGCAUUCUUAUCAGCCGCGACAGCCCUUCGAGCAUUUCAAUCCUCCGACCCGUACAACGAUCUCGGACAAACCGCACCAUUUCUGUCCCUUUCGAUCUCAAUUUAGUACACCGUCCUCUCCUUUCCCGAAAUUUCCAUGUACUAGUUAACUAUUCCUCCCACUUUAUAUAACCUCAGAGACCCAACUCCUCCCCAUCCUUCUCCCUCUUCCUCUCCCCUCCCCACUCUAUAACUUCUGUACAUUUUCUUUUGAGUUAGGGAGAGUUUUUAGUAUACAAAUUCUUCCAAGAAUCCAAAAUUCAAUUUUUUCGAAGACGAUGUCGCAGCCAGAGCAGGCAGCGAAGAGCAGCAGCGGGCUGUCCCCGACGGUGACCACCGAGAUCAUGGUGGCCGCGGUGGUAGUCAUCUUCAUGGCCUUCCUCUUCGUCUUCUUCUUCUACCUCCGCGCCAAGCGCUACUGGGGCGCCAACCCCACCUUUGGCCGCCCCCGCCCCGCCUUCGCCGACGAAGCUGCGGUCCCCCGGCGGACUGUCGAUCCCGCCACAGUCAAAGCCCUGCCUUCCCUGGUGUUCCGGCCGGAGGAAUUCAAGGAGGGCCUCGAGUGCGCCGUCUGCCUCUCGGAGCUGGCGGAGGGUGAGGAGGCCCGGUUGCUCCCCAAUUGCAAGCAUGGCUUCCAUUUGGAGUGCAUUGAUAUGUGGUUACACUCUCACUCCACCUGCCCGCUCUGCCGCUGCCCGCUUGUCGCCGAGGUAAAGCCGGAGAGUGCUGAUUCUGCUGUCGAAUUGGCGGAAGUUUCUCCGGUGGAGGCGGCGUUGGCGGAUGGCCGGUUGCCGGAGUCGCCAACUUUCCCGACGAAUGUGCUGUUCUGGGGAUCCCAGGAGCAAGUCAGUACUGGAGGAUUGGGGGCGGCUGUGGCGGCGGGCUCCUGCGAAGGGAGUUCGAGUUCUGUCAGCACUUCGUCAGGGAAGCCUGAGGGGAUGCUGGUGAUGGAGAUACCAAGACGAGUGAUGGAGGGAUACCAAUCUCCGGUUUUGCCGCUGCCAUUAAAUAGGCUACCCUUGGAUGAGAUUAAGUCUCCAACAUCGGCGAGGUUGAGAUCGCUGAGAAGGCUGUUGAGCCGAGGGAAUUGCGGGAUUGGUUCUCCCUGCAGCCCCAGAGGAAGUGAUAUUGAGCAGGGAGUAGCAGGCCUUGGAGUUACAGUAGGUGGUGAUCUUCAGAUUCCGAAAACAUCAACGAGUUCGUAAACAGGUUUCAUGAAUUGCUUUUGGAAAUCGAGAAUUAUUGGAGUGGAACAAAAUCUGGAGUAACAAAAAUAUUGAUAGCAGCUUGAAAAGUCAUGGAUUUCGGCUCUUGAGAUGAAGUGGUAGCUUGGGAAGUAUUAGAGAUCAUUUUUUCCUGUGCUUGCUUGACAAGAUGAAGAAGACUGAGAAGCUCGUCUGCCAAAGAAUUUGUACAGAUAGGAAUUAGUUUUCAUUAGAUCCAAUUCAGAAAUCCAUCUCAUGGUCCGUAGAGAGUCACUCACUGUUGAGAGUCUAUAGUGUAUCUUGGAUAUUCAAAUCAAUUGAUGCUUUUGGAGUUUGGGAGAAAAUGUAUUUUCUUUAAAUGUAUCUUGGAUAUUCAAAUCAAUUGAUUUAAUUCCAUCAUUACAAUGUCUUA
Messenger RNA from Phoenix dactylifera (date palm), 1832 nucleotides. Its product is annotated as RING-H2 finger protein ATL3-like. The record is from RefSeq and is a predicted model, not a curated record. NCBI's taxonomy places the organism in Eukaryota, Viridiplantae, Streptophyta, Magnoliopsida, Arecales, Arecaceae. Gene Ontology annotation, molecular function: transferase activity. Gene Ontology annotation, biological process: protein ubiquitination.